This is a messenger RNA of Entelurus aequoreus (snake pipefish), 2118 nucleotides long. RefSeq names its product rod cGMP-specific 3',5'-cyclic phosphodiesterase subunit alpha-like. Gene Ontology annotation, molecular function: 3',5'-cyclic-nucleotide phosphodiesterase activity; protein binding. NCBI's taxonomy places the organism in Eukaryota, Metazoa, Chordata, Actinopteri, Syngnathiformes, Syngnathidae. The record is from RefSeq and is a predicted model, not a curated record. The transcript has 14 exons. Gene Ontology annotation, biological process: signal transduction. Bases 30 to 1760 code for a protein of 576 amino acids.
CAUAAUGUUGAUGUAGAAAAGAAAGACAAAUGUUGGAUACUUCCCUUGUUACCUUAUUUGUAUUUGACUUUAUUAAAUGUUUGGCUAGAAUUUUAUUAAACAAAACCAGUUUUAUUUUAAGUAAUUAUAAACAUUUAUCAAAGCUGUUAUCUAUUUUAUGGAGGAUUCUAGUUAAUCAUAGAACUGGCACCCAGUUGGUAAGAAAUAAUAAUAUUGAUUUUGAAUGGAGAAUGGAUUGUGAAUGGAGUCUGAGCAGCCCUAAUAAACACCCGUGCUUUUAUUUGCGUGUUUUUGUCGUGACGCAGAAAGAACCUCUGGACGACUCCGGCUGGACCGUCCGGAACGUUCUGUCCAUGCCCAUCGUCAACAAGAAAGAGGAGAUUGUGGGCGUGGCCACCUUCUAUAACAGGAAAGAUGGCAAACCCUUUGACGAAAUGGACGAGACGCUGAUGGAGUCCCUAACUCAGUUCCUGGGCUGGUCGGUGCUCAACACGGACACCUACGACAAGAUGAACAAGCUGGAGAACAGGAAGGACAUCUUCCAGGACAUGGUGCUCUACCACGUCAAGUGUCGCAAGGACGAGAUCCAGCACAUCCUGAACACCCGAGAGAGAUGGGGGAAGGAACCAGACCAGUGUGAAGAGGAAGAACUGGAGGAGAUCCUGUCUGAAGUUCUUCCCAACACCAAGAAAGCUGAGAUUCUGGAGUUUCACUUCUGUGACUUUGAGCACAGCGAGUUGGAGCUGGUGAUGUGUGGUGUCAAGAUGUACUACGAACUCAAAGUGGUCGACAAGUUUCACAUCCCCAGAGAGGUCCUGGUGAGGUUCAUGUACUCGCUCAGUAAGGGCUACAGGAAGAUCACCUAUCAUAACUGGAGACAUGGAUUCAACGUCGGACAGACAAUGUUUACUCUGCUCAUGACAGGUGACCUGAAGCGUUACUACACUGACCUGGAGUGCAUGGCCAUGGUGACCGCUGGCUUCUGCCACGACAUUGACCACCGAGGCACCAACAACCUCUACCAGAUGAAGUCUGGAAAUCCUCUGGCAAAACUCCACGGCUCGUCCAUCUUGGAAAGGCACCAUCUUGAGUUUGGCAAGACCCUGCUGAGGGAUGAGUCGUUGAACAUCUACCAGAAUCUGAACCGCCGCCAGCAUGACACGGUCAUCCACCUCAUGGACAUCGCCAUUAUCGCCACGGACUUGGCGCUCUACUUCAAGAAGAGGACCAUGUUCCAGAAGAUUGUGGACCAGUCCAAGACGUACGACAACUGGAACGACUGGACCAAGUACAUGAUGCUGGAGACCACGCGCAAGGAGAUCGUCAUGGCGAUGAUGAUGACGGCCUGCGACCUGUCGGCCAUCGCCAAGCCCUGGGAGAUCCAGAGCAAGGUGGCGCUGUCAGUGGCUGCUGAGUUCUGGGAGCAAGGAGACCUGGAGAGGACGGUCCUGGAACAACAACCCAUUCCGAUGAUGGACCGAAACAAAGCAGACGAUCUUCCCAAGCUCCAGUGCGGCUUCAUCGACUUUGUCUGCUCCUUCGUUUACAAGGAGUUCAGUCGUUUCCACGUGGAGAUCACGCCGAUGCUGGAUCGCCUGCUGAACAACAGGAAGGAGUGGAACGCUCUCAAGGAGGAGCACGAGGCCAAGGUCGCCGUCAUCGAGGCGGACAAGAAGGCCAAGGAGGAGGCGGCGGGGAAGGCCGCUGCCGCCAGACAAGCUGGUGCAGCAGCACAGUCAAAGACCUGUACUCUCAGUUAGUGUGGCGCCAUCUACUGUACCUCUACUACAUCUACAGUCCUGUUACUACAUCUACUGUACCUCUACUGUACUUCUACUACAUCUACUGUACUACUAAUACUACAUCUACUGUACUUCUACUACAUCUACUGUAAUUUUACUACAUCUACUGUCCUGCUACAAUAUCUACUGUAGUUUUACUACAUCUACUGUACUUUUACUACAUCUACUGUACUUCUACCACAUCUACUGUACUACUACUACAUCUACUGUAAUUUUACUACAUCUACUGUCCUGCUACUACAUCUACUGUAGUUUUACUACAUCUACUGUACUGCUACUACAUCUACUGUACUUUUACUACAUCUACUGUACUCCU